Molecule: messenger RNA, 711 nt
Organism: Pediculus humanus corporis (human body louse)
Lineage: Eukaryota; Metazoa; Arthropoda; Insecta; Psocodea; Pediculidae
Exons: 3
Coding region: 1-711 (236 amino acids)
Cellular component (GO): membrane
Molecular function (GO): serine-type endopeptidase activity
Source: RefSeq, a predicted model, not a curated record
AUGCCUCCAAGACGAAGAAGACACGGCAUCGAGUUAGGAUUGAUAUUGCUUUUAAAUGAAUUAUUACAAUUCGGUAUGAAAAAUAUACCACCAAUUACAUUGGGAUCAAUUGUGGGACAGACUUUACUUUAUAUGGGUUUUAUAAAUGUGCCCUGGGACAAAGAAGAUGUGUGUUUGAGUGGUAAUGGCAUUCUAAAAUUAAAGGACUGGAAAAGAUUAUUUUUAUCAGCUUUAGAGCACGGAGAUGAUAUGCAUUUAUACUACAAUAUGGCUUCUUUUUUAAUAAAAGGAAGAUCAUUAGAAAAAAGAUAUGGAAGCAAAUGUUUUGCCAUAAUUUUAAUUUUUUUAACUAUUCUUACGAGUGGAAUUUAUGUUUUACUAGCUCAAGCAAUGAGCGAAGUUUUCGAAAAUGAUUCUUAUAUGAAAUCUUGUGCCAUAGGAUUCUCUGGUGUAAUUUUUGCACUUAAAGUUUUGACAACUCACGAAGAACCAAGUUUAAGAGCCACAUUAGUGGGAGUACAAAUUCCUGGAAAAUAUGCAGCUUGGAUUGAAUUAAUACUAAUUCAUUUAUUAGUACCUAACUCUUCUUUCAUGGGGCAUUUAGCUGGCAUUUUGGCUGGUGUAAUUUAUUGUAAUACAAUAUUUGGAAAUGUUUUAGAUAAAUCAAUCAGCUUUUUAACUGGUAAUUUUAAAGUAACACAGCCAAACUAA